UUCGCCCAGUCGGUGUCGCUUAGUACGACUUUUGCGGUACUCCACACUGUUUUGCAAGCGAAGCCUUUCCUUGCACCGCUGCUGUGGGGAAAGCGCCGCGAUUUUUCUCGUUUUUUGUUUCGACGACUUAUUUGGGAAAUAUGAAGCGGGCUUGAAAAAAUUACACGUCUUUGAUAGUUCAGCGAUCUUGCAAGUUUUCAAUCGUGAUAUAAGCAUCCAUAAUGGUUCAAGGAUGGAAAAGCGCAGUCUCGAAAAUUUUCCUAAUACCCCAGAGGUACAUUCUUGGUAUCAUGGGCUUCUUGGCGGUGGUAAAUGCGUAUACGAUGCGCGUAGUACUCUCGGUAGCCAUUACAGAAAUGGUCCAACCGAUCGAGCAUCACGAUAAAAUCGAUUCCCAUUCUUGUAUUUCCGAUUGGGAAGGAAACAUAACUACCAUACAUUCUGUAAGAUCUACGAACCUCUACCCAUGGACAAGCAGACAGCAGGGUCUUAUCCUAAGUUCGUUUUACUGGGGUUACGUCAUCACCCAUAUCCCCGGUGGUAUGAUCGCUGAAAGAUUCGGCGGCAAGUACUCGCUGGGACUGGGUAUGCUCUGUACCGCCAUAUUCACCUUCGUUACGCCUUUUGUUAUCUACGCUACUGGAGGUAACUGGCUGUGGGUGGUUGCCGUGAGAGUUUUAGAAGGUUUGGGAGAGGGUACGACGUUUCCAGCACUGACGACGUUGUUGGCCAACUGGGUACCAUUAAAAGAGAGGUCCAAAAUUGGCACUCUGGUUUACGCUGGUAGUCAAAUAGGCACGGUAGUGGGAAAUUCGAUUAGCGGUGCCUUAAUAGCCGCCACCGACGACUGGGCCAUAGUUUUCUACUUUUUCGGUGCGAUGGGUAUAGUUUGGUUCAUCCUGUGGAUGAUGUUGUGUUACUCAGAUCCGCAGUCCCAUCCCUUCAUCACGGAGAAAGAGAAAAUCUAUCUGGGCAAGCAUAUAGACAAUAUAUCGAGUGAAGAAAAAAUUGUUCCGUGGAGGGCCAUUUUGACAUCGGGGCCCAUAUGGGCGUUGGUGGUUGCGCAAAUAGGCCACGACUGGGGUUUCUUCACCAUGGUAACCGACCUGCCCAAGUACAUGAAAGACGUGCUGCACUUUAACGUGAAACAAAACGGCCUGUGGUCUUCCGUGCCUUAUAUUCUAAUGUGGCUGGUUUCAAUGAGUUCCGGCUGGCUUUGCGAUUGGUUGAUACACAAAAACCAUUUGGGAAUUUCCUGCGCCAGAAAAGUGUUCACUACUUUAGCUUCGAUGGGUCCCGCUGUUUUUAUAUUAGCGGCGUCGUACUCCGGAUGCGAUAGAAUGCUAGCGGUGGGCAUGUUCACCAUCGCCAUGGGCUUCAUGGGCACUUUCUAUUGCGGCAUGAAAGUAAACGCGUUAGAUUUAAGCCCUAAUUACGCAGGGACUAUUAUGGCUAUCGUCAACGGCAUCGGAGGCUUGACCGGUAUCAUAGUUCCCUAUUUGGUUGGCGCAUUAACCGAAAACCACACUUUGGCGGAAUGGCGGCUGGUGUUUUGGAUAGCUUUCGGAGUGUUUCUGGUGACGAAUUUGGCGUUUGUAUGUUUCGGCAGUGGAAAGGUCCAACAUUGGAAUGCCGCCGAAACGGAUAUAAACGAGAAAUCGUUGGAAUUUACCCACGUAACGACGCCCUCUCGGGAUUCGAUUAAAAAAUAAAUCGAUCAGGUUGCAUGUGAUUUAAUUGUUAUUUAUUGUUGUAGCAUGUAAAUUCGCUUUGCGUAAGUUGUAAAAAGUAUUGCGUUUUGUAUUAUAUAGUAUUAUCCAUGUUUGUAAUUUUUUUAAAUAAAAAAACAGGUUUUGUUUAA
Messenger RNA from Cylas formicarius (sweet potato weevil), 1861 nucleotides. Its product is annotated as putative inorganic phosphate cotransporter. Lineage: Eukaryota; Metazoa; Arthropoda; Insecta; Coleoptera; Brentidae. The record is from RefSeq and is a predicted model, not a curated record. Bases 222 to 1712 code for a protein of 496 amino acids. Gene Ontology annotation, biological process: monoatomic anion transport; transmembrane transport. The transcript is spliced from 8 exons. Gene Ontology annotation, molecular function: transmembrane transporter activity.